UAUUGAUGCAUGGACACAUGAAGAGAUUUUUGAGUUGUAUGAUGAUUUCGGGGGAACGGAAGGUGGUGACAAAGAUAUAGAAGAGAAUAUUAGUGAUGUUAUGAUUGAUGAACAUGUUGAAGACGAAGAGAAUGAUGAUCUGAGUGAUCAAGUUGAGCUUGAACAUGAGGUAACAGGUGAUGAGAUACAACAAAAACCAGGUAAGAAAACUAGGGGUCCUACAAUGAUGCAUGCAGUACAUAUGCGAGAACAACGUGUAUGCAUCAUAUUAAACAAGUUUGGUCAGCCAAUUGGACCGGAUGAUGCUACACUAGAUGAAUUCUCAUCCUUUUUGGGGACUAUUGCUCAUCAUUAUGACUUUGCACCCUUGGUAGUUGGUACUUGGCGACGUAUGCCGGACAAGGACAGUAUGUGGGAUUAUGUAUUGUCCAAAUAUGAUGUUGCCCUGAAAGAAAAAAAAUGGGUAUUAAGUACAAUUGGGUCAGCCUGGAGAGUUCACAAGUGUCGAUUCAAGACAAGGCUUUGCU
This is a messenger RNA of Cuscuta europaea, 527 nucleotides long. The record is from the annotation of a GenBank genome assembly. NCBI's taxonomy places the organism in Eukaryota, Viridiplantae, Streptophyta, Magnoliopsida, Solanales, Convolvulaceae.